AUGGAAUGUGUUGAUAUGAUAAUGGGCUCAAUUCGAGAAGGGAAUUUGCUGCAUAUUGAAGAUUUAUAUUCACGAGAUAUGAGUAGUCCUCUUCGCGAUUCAUUGCUGGAUGGAGAGGAAUCGUUGAGUGCCGCAUACGGAUUACAAACUGGAAAUAGAAGUUUAUUAAUGUUUCGAAGACUUAUAUCAGAAAUCGAACCGACUGAUCAUCCACUUGGUCCGGGAAAAAUAUUUUUGCUAUACGCAAAAGGGGAGUCAAAAAUUGGGCGUGAUGAAAAAUUUAAAUCGGAAAAUGAUUAUCAAUGGAAAUAUCAUGGGAGUGAAUCCACAAAUCGAGGCCACAUAGAAAUAGAAUUUGUCAACCAAAGCCAAAUGAACCAAAUCCGCGUUCCUCUAAUCCAUUUUGAUCAUUCAACAGAAAAUAGGCAUAAUAACGAUGGAAAGGAUCCAAACAUAACGACCAAUCAUCCAAUGGAAAAGCAUCUACAAAAAAAUGGAAAAAUAUUAAUGAAAAAUCCAACCUCUUCUUCAAAUUUCUCUUCAUUUGUUGCCAAUGAACAUCUUAUUGUUGAUAUUCCAACCGCCGUAGUUGCCUCAAAAAGUCUCGAAGUUGAAAGACAAAACGAAGAUGACGAUAUUUCAUCAAUUGAACGAGAAAAGGACGUACAAGAUGAAAAUGAACAAAAUUCAUCAUCCUCAUUACCAUCCAUAUUAAAAUUCGAGAUAAUUAGAAUUCUGGUUUCGACAUUUUUAAUGGUAAAUUUAAUUGUUUAUAUUAUUUAA
Messenger RNA from Meloidogyne enterolobii, 783 nucleotides. The record is from the annotation of a GenBank genome assembly. NCBI's taxonomy places the organism in Eukaryota, Metazoa, Nematoda, Chromadorea, Rhabditida, Meloidogynidae.